This is a messenger RNA of Dichomitus squalens LYAD-421 SS1, 198 nucleotides long. RefSeq lists its product as uncharacterized. The record is from RefSeq and is a predicted model, not a curated record. Bases 1 to 198 code for a protein of 65 amino acids. The transcript is spliced from 2 exons. Lineage: Eukaryota; Fungi; Basidiomycota; Agaricomycetes; Polyporales; Polyporaceae.
AUGGAUCCCGACAAUGAGAAAGUGCGUAUACGUCGAGACUAUGCAAAGCGUUCCGCUGCAUCACAGCCGCCUCCUCGGCACUCCUUACUAACAUCUCCCCAAUCUCUCUCCCGAACGUGCUCCUCAUCCUCCUCCAUCCUCCUUUCCGCCUCGGCCCUCUCUGCCUCCUCGUCUGUGCAUCCGCCGCCGCCGCCAUGA